GAAACGUAACUUCCGGUAGAGGUUCUUUCCCUCUUGACACGUAGCAGCAGUGUCUGAGUUGGCAGCUUCCUAGCUACAUUUGUCAAACGGCAGAGUGAGAGAUGUCGGGGUUUGACAACUUCAACACAGACUUCUACCAGUCCAGCUACAGUGUAGAUGACCAAAACCAGUCUGGCUAUGGAUACAGUAAUGACAACCCUUACAACAAGCAGUAUAGCCAGUACGACUAUUCCCAGCCAAUGGGCUACCCCUCCCCAGGAAUGAUGCAACCCCAACAGCCAUACACAGGACAGAUCUUCCAGCCCACACAGACCUACACCCCGUCAUCGUCUCAGUCCAUGUACAGUAGCAGCUUUGAUGAUGAGCCGCCGCUACUGGAAGAAUUAGGCAUCAACUUUGACCAUAUCUGGCAGAAAACAUUGACAGUCCUGCAUCCUCUGAAGGCGGCAGACGGCAGCAUCAUGAAUGAGACGGACCUAGCUGGCCCGAUGGUCUUCUGUUUGGCCUUUGGCGCAACACUCCUCUUGUCUGGUAAGAUCCAGUUUGGCUACGUGUACGGCAUUAGCGCCAUUGGCUGCCUGGGCAUGUACUGCCUGCUCAACCUCAUGAGCAUGACAGGCGUGUCCUUUGGCUGCGUGGCCAGCGUGCUGGGGUACUGCCUCCUUCCCAUGAUCCUCCUGUCCAGCUUCGGAGUCAUCCUCUCGUUACAGGGCAUGAUGGGAAUCAUCCUGACGGCGGCCAUCAUCGGCUGGUGCAGUCUAUCGGCAUCAAAGAUCUUCAUCUCCGCGUUAGCCAUGGACGGGCAGCAGCUCUUGGUGGCGUACCCAUGCGCCCUCCUCUACGGCGUCUUCGCUCUCAUCUCUGUCUUCUAGAGAAAGUGUUUCAUGCAGGUUUGAAAUAACUGUUCCCCACUUUUUCUGUGAUUGCAGUGUAAUUAGGCGUCUGUGCCAUUGUUACCUAAUUACAUCAAUUACAGUCACAGGAGUUUAUAAUGGAACCAAGAUUUCCUUUUGUUCGAUUUGAUUUUACCAUCCGCUAAUUGUCGCCACAUUCCACUGGGAUGAUCUGCAGCUUUUCUUUUCUUUUUUUUUGCUCAUUUUUGUCUUCCUAUAUGGAGCCAGAAGUGCACGUUGCAGAAAGAUGCAAAAAUGAAAUGAGGGCUCCAACAGGGACCUGCCUCAAUUGAAACAGCACAAGCUUAACAUUUGAGCCAGUAGGAGACGCUGUGGACUGCAGGUGCGAGAAUCUGUGGAAACUUGGAACCUGGAAGACAAUCUGGACAUCUGAGGCACUUCUCGAGAUUUACUUCAGUUGGGAUACCUUCCGCAAAGACGAAAAUAUCCAGUUUGUGCAAAAGCUUUUCUUUCAAGAGGCAUCUAACUUCAUUUUGCACAAUUGAAUUCCUCUAACAUGCCUCUCAAAAGAUCUUCUAUUUGUUCAUCAAUGUUUAUUUUAGCAUCCACAACACUUUUGCAUACUUGGACAUGUCCCGUGUUGUUCAUGUCAACGUGUUUUUUUAAGGUGUACACUCAUGCACACGUGGUGUAAUGUUAAUAAAUAGAGACUGAGAAAAGCGACAUAGCUUCUUCAUGUGUGUGGCGCAUAAACCAUAUUGGACCCAAACCUUCUCAAAUAUAUGCAUUUACAUUUUUUUCACCUAUUGUUAAAAAAAUACUGAUAAUCACUUUGCUAUACUGCCAAAAAAUGGACUAAUGUUUUACUAUUGUUGAUAGUGAGUCAUCACUUUUUGUCGUCACUUUCCCUCUUUUGCGGCACCUGCUGAUGAUAAACAGAAUAAAGGGACUAACUACAGCAAAUAUGAAUACAUUUAGGGCCUCGAUCUACGUGGAAGCUAUCAAUACAUAAGACUUUAUGUAUUAUAAGACACUUUGUUUAACAGCCGUUUCCAUGCAAACUGAAAUUUGUACUGUAUUGUUUAAAGCGGACACAUUGAA
Molecule: messenger RNA, 1955 nt
Organism: Dunckerocampus dactyliophorus (ringed pipefish)
Lineage: Eukaryota; Metazoa; Chordata; Actinopteri; Syngnathiformes; Syngnathidae
Gene: yipf5
Product: Yip1 domain family, member 5
Exons: 6
Coding region: 102-872 (256 amino acids)
Biological process (GO): regulation of ER to Golgi vesicle-mediated transport; vesicle fusion with Golgi apparatus; endoplasmic reticulum to Golgi vesicle-mediated transport
Cellular component (GO): trans-Golgi network; membrane
Source: RefSeq, a predicted model, not a curated record